This is a messenger RNA of Daphnia magna, 2587 nucleotides long. RefSeq names its product glycosylphosphatidylinositol anchor attachment 1 protein (gene GAA1). The record is from RefSeq and is a predicted model, not a curated record. Lineage: Eukaryota; Metazoa; Arthropoda; Branchiopoda; Diplostraca; Daphniidae. Gene Ontology annotation, biological process: attachment of GPI anchor to protein. Gene Ontology annotation, cellular component: GPI-anchor transamidase complex; membrane.
GUUCGAAUAAAAAUAUUAGAAUGUUUAUGUGUUCAACAUCGUCUGCUAUAGAUGUGUUUCUGUCUUUUAUAACAAUUCCUUGGGUGAUCUCUCCAGAUUCAUACCGUUCAUACUGUCUCUUACCUCACAAUGGGUUUACUGAGUAAUCCAUCAGAUAAGCAACUUUCUCCAUUAGUGCUAAAAUUUAUUGGAAAGCAAAAGAUGCUAUCCUUCUUACUUUAUGUAGGAAGUAUAGUUUGGCUUGUGUGUCUUGCCUAUCGUCAGUUUAAUGCUGGAACUUACUUCUCGGAAAAUGCUUUAUUACCUGGCCUUGUACAUUCAAAUUUCAAAGAAGAUUUUCUUGCCCGUCAGUAUUUAGCUGCUUUGAAAGCUGAAGCUGAAAGAUAUCCUAAUGGUAUGCCUCAUGCAUUCAUUGCUGCCCAGUUCAAACAGCUGGGGUUAGAUACUUACACCCACAACUUUUCUGUUAAAUAUCCAUUAGAUCAAAAUGAGAUCUAUUCAGGAAAAAAUGUUUAUGGCAUUUUAAGAGCUUCAAGAGGAGCCAGUACAGAAUGUCUUGUCAUGUCAGUUCCAUACCGACCUCCGGACUCGGUGUUGGCUGGAACUAAUGCUGGAAUUGCCAUUAUGCUUUCCCUAGCGGCUUCGUUCCGAACUGCAUCGUACUGGGCACGAGAUAUAAUAUUUCUUGUUACAGAACAUGAGCAACUUGGAGUAGAAGCAUGGCUAGAAGCGUACCAUUAUACUUCGUCCAGCUCUAAUGCCAUCCAUUUCGGACAGCUUGAUGCCCGUGCUGGCGCCAUACAAGCCGCAAUUAAUCUGGAGCUGCCGUAUGAAAAAAUAUCUCAUAUUGAUGUACGAAUAGAAGGCCUUAAUGGGCAAUUGCCGAAUUUAGAUCUCGUGAACCUUGUACAUAGAUUGUUCCAACAAGAAAGAUUUACAACUACGUUAAAAGAGAGAGAGGACUAUCCGGAUCCUUUUAGUAUGGAAGGUUGGAUAUAUUCUGCUUCGUCGUUAUUGUCACUAAUGGUCUCUCAAGCCACUGGAGUACCCACAGGAAACCACGGACUCUUUCACAGGUUUGGAAUUGAAGCAUUAACAGUGGCAGGUUCAUACAAAAGAGGAUGGCAUGGAUCAAAUUUUCUUUUAAUGGGAAGAGCAAUUGAAGGUAUUAUGAGGAGUCUGAACAACCUACAAGAGCGAUUUCACCAAUCAUUCUUCUUCUAUUUAUUACCUGCUACGAACCGCUACAUUUCUAUUGGUGUAUACAUGCCGCCGUUUGGUCUUAUGAUUGGUGCAAUGUUACUGCAAGCUGUUGCACUUUAUAUUUCUCGAAAGGAAAAAUCAAACGAAAAAGAAAGUUGGAACUUCCUCAAUCUAGGAUCAUUUCUUUUAUACAGCACAAUCUGUGGCCUUAUUUUUCACUCUGCCCCUGAGAAGCUUACCAAAUUUAAUCGGUAUAUGGCAUUAGGGCUUAGUACUGAAGACGUUGUUUUUGGAGGAUUUUGUAUGCUCAGCAUACUUCAUUGCAUGCUAAUUUCAACCUUUGGUGCUAGGACACUGUCUACGCAACGGUUGUCGGCUAAAUGUGUGCAGUGCGCUAUUCUUUUACUGACAUCCACCUUGAUGUAUGCGGUUGCAAUGGGUAAUGUUUCCCUUGGCGUUCUCACCUGCUUAGUAAUCAGUCCAGUGUUUUCUAUCGCAAAGGCAGUUUCCCAAAGGUUCUUUCAGUAUUGCCGCCGUCUUCUACUAAUUUUAGUACACCCACUUUGUUUGCUAUUUAUCGCAACGUUUAUCGACACAUGCAGAGUGUUUCCGGAAGAAAUUAAUCAACCACUUAAAUUUUUGGGGAAAACGCAUAGUGCUGCUCAGCGUGCUCUGAUUUACGCAGUAAUUGAUGGAACGUUUUACGGAAACUGGCUCUUUUUUGCAGGAACGACUCUUUACUUGCCGCUGUGGUCCCUGGCAUGGGCGAACUUGAGUAAUUCGUCAAAUUAAAUUAAAAUAAGUUUCUGAAUAUCCCUUUACGUUUUUGUACUAGCUAUUGCCAAUUACAUGGGUUCCUCUUUUUGGAAUAUACAUUGUGAACUUAAAAAAAAAUACCGUAGCAGAUUCAUUGAAACCUCAAUCUACAAAAUCUAACAUAAAACGUUUUCUGUAAAUUCGGAUGGUAGGGUAGUACCCUAUUAAUUAUCUACAGAGUCAUACUCAUAGAUUUGAAAUUAAAUCUAAAUCUAUGGGCGCAUGCUUUCUACUUUGGUUGCGGAAACUUAUUAUGCCUUAUGCCUUCACCUUAGAAACAGAUUUGCGUCUGCUUCUCCUUCGCCCACAAUCAUUUACCAAAGUGGUUCAAGCCUUCACAAUUUGUUUACUAAACUAUUGCAACAGGCACACUCAGCCACCCUUUUAUGCUUUCAUUUUCUGUAGGAAUUAAUAUGAAAGUGAAUGAAAAGAACCUGAUUGCUAUCGCUAAUGCACCAAAUUUGGUUGUCGAUAAGGAAGGCUGGCUCAGCAAAAAAGGGGAAAAUAGUAAGGGUUUCCAAAAACGUUGGUUUGUUCUAAAAGGAAAUCUUCUAUAUUAUUUUGAAAA